CAGGAGCGUCAGUGUAAACAAACAAGGCGAGGAAGAUAAUCUUUCGGAGGGGGCCAAGAAACAUCAUGGAGGAGGAGUUUGAAGCCAGAGCUUGGGAUGAUGCCCCAGAUGGAGAACCACUUGAGGAAGAUGAGGCACUCAGCCCAGCUGACGUGCAGUCUAACUGCUUACGGCAGUUUUCAAGCACAGAUUUUAUCAUGGAACCUGGUAUAUUUUCUACCCUUAAAAGGUAUUUCCAGGCUGGUGGCAAUCCAGAGCAGGUUAUUGAGAUGCUGUCUGAGAAUUACCAGGCUGUUGCGCAGAUGGCAAACCUUAUGGCAGAAUGGCUUAUCUUGGCAGGUGCAAGUAUAAAUGAUGUGCAAGCAAUGGUCGAAAACCACCUGAAGCAGAUGAUUCUCAAAACUUUUGAUCCAAAGAAAGCUGAUACAAUUUUCACAGAGGAGGGAGACGCCCCAGCAUGGUUGACAGAGUUGAUAGAGCAUAGCACGUGGCGAUCAGUGGUAUACAAGUUGGCAGAAGAGUUUCCCGACUGCCUUAUGUUGAAUUUUACAAUCAAGCUGAUUUCAGAUGCAGGUUUCCAAGGAGAAAUCACAAGUAUAUCAACUGCAGCACAACAGAUUGAAGUGUUCUCCAGAAUCCUCAAGACUUCUACAUCCACCUUCCUUCAGUCCCCAGAAGACACAAGACACAAAGCUGUUGUGGAAUUUGCGAAAAUGGUGUGUCACGGGCAGCACACAUACAUCUACGCACAGGUCAUGUUGCAGAUCCUUUCCCAAGAAACAAAGGGGGGAAAUAAUAUUCGAAGAUUACAGCAAGAGAUUACCAAAUAUGCCAUUAACAAUGGCCACAAUGUAACCCCCAUCCAGUUGGCUUUGAAUGGUGCAAUGACCCACCCCAGAGCUGCUCAGGCUUUGGCCCCUAUGCUUUCACGCAAUGCCUUAAAUCCAGCUGAUAUUACUGUACUCUUCAAGUUGUACAGUUCCCAAGACCCUCCAUUGGUUGAGUUGAUACGUAUUCCACAAUUAUUAGAGUUGCUGAUUGAUGCUUUGUUCAAACCUGGGAGCAAGGUUAACCAGGAACACAAAGGGAAAUAUAUAUACCUACUUGCUUAUAGUGCAAGUGUCUAUGAGACUCCCAAGAAGGGUAGCCGUCCCAGACAGGUGAACAGAGAUGAUUUAAAGCCCACACAGCAAGCCAUUGAGAAGGUCCACAACAUUUGUCAGGGUGGGAAGUCUGCAAUGGAACUGAUAGCAGAGAUUAAUACACUGUAUCAGUGUAUCAGGUUCCCUGUGGUGAGCGUCGGUCUUGUCCGUUGGAUCGAGUGUGUUGUGAAGGAACCAAGUUAUUUCAAGCUGUGCACUGAGACAACACCGACUCAUCUUGCCCUGCUGGAUGAGGUCGUUUCCAUACACCUCCUCCUCCACAGUCGAGUUCUCAAUCUCCUCAUAGAACUCUUUGAGUCAGAAUUCCAAGACCUGGAAAUUCUUGUACAACUGGAACUGAGGAAGAUGUUGCUGGACCGAAUGGUGAAUCUCCUGAGCAGAGGAUGUGUUCUCCCAGUGAUGAAGUAUAUUAAGAGCUGCUACACUAAGGGUGACACCGACAUCUCCCUUAUCCGGUACUUCGUUCGGGAGGUGUUGGAGAUUGUGGCACCACCAUACACUGUUGAGUUUGUACAGUUGUUCCUCCCUUUGGUUGAGAACGAAGACAUCACAGGUUCAAUGAAAAUGAAUACUGACAGUGAUCUUGUCACAGAAUUUAUAGCACACUGCAAGUCCAACUACUAUGUUGUGUAAGAAGCAGAACUGUAUUGGAGAUUAUUUCAUAGAAACUUAUUCAUUACAGAUCUAAAUAAUUGUCAAAAGGAAAUGUAACUCUUUGAUAAACUGAUGCCAGAUAAUUGAAUGUGAAUAUGGGUAAAUAGAUAGAUAGAUAGAUAGGUAGAUGAAUAGAUAAAGUGAAAGAUAUUUGUAGAUAGAUAGAGAGAUAGUAAAUAGAAAGAUAUGUUAGUAGAUAGAGAAGUAGAGGUAGUUGAAAAAAAAAUGUCCAUAGUAUAUAAGGUAACUGCUGACUGCUUACAAUAGAUUGACUGACAUAAUAUUUAAUGAAUGCUGAUGUGCAAGACAUAAAUCCACACAUGCCAGUUAUUAUAUCCAUUUUUGAUUAGCAGUUUCCAGAUGAUUAAACACUUUUCAAACACCAGUUUAUGAGGUAUGUGAGAUAGAUAUGGAUGUAAAUAACAUGAGGAUAUAUUAAUAUUGUGAUCAACGUGCCUAUAACAGCUGUUUUUAGGUGUCUCAGUUGUAAUGUAACUUAGAAAAGGAUGUUAAACAUAGAAGAAAAAUCAUCCAGUUUAUUACUAUGUCAUUGGGUCAAAAAAAAUCAGCUUAUUAACUUUAAGAGAGGUUCAAAACUUAACAGUCUUUUGGUUUUAGCUGAAAUCACACUAAAGUACCCACAGAACUGAGUAGGAGCAGGCAUUUAAUAAUAUUGAUGCUAAUGUCUUCUUAUAAAAUUGGUAAGUGAUAUGAUCAGCAGACUUUUUACUUUCAUACCAGUGAAGAAUGUUAAGAGGAUAAGAAAAUACUAUAAAGAUAAAACAAAAUUAUAAUCAUAAUACAGUUAUUAUUGUGUGCAAUAGAAGUAAUGCAGGUGGAUGGCUUAUAAUAGCAAUUUCACAAAGAAUCUGAUAUUGAGUGAAGAAUUCCAGAUAUCAUAGGGUCAGAUGUAUGUAAAGAAUUUCUGUUUGUAUCUGUAUCUGGAUACAUGCAAAUAUGUGUCUGAGUGUCCUUGUAUGUAACAUUCUCUAGUGUGUUUUAAACCUGGGUGACAAAUGUGUGCUUUGUCAGUCUAGUUCUUAGAAUGUGAAUGUGUAUAUGUGCAAGGAUGAAAAUUAGUAAAUGAAAGCUACUACCUAAGUACUAUAUGCAUUUAGGACAUUUGAUGUGCUGAUGAUAAACAGAGAAACAUCUAGAAGUUACUCAAACAAAAUGGGCUUUCAAUAUACUAUAUACCUAGUGUUUCCAGUGAUGUGAAAUAUAUACGCUUAAUAAGGAGAUCUGUUAUAUUCAAUGCUUUGCUGGCAUUCUUUUCAAAUAGGAUGGGACAUAAAUCUUUUUUAAAUUUGUUUCUGUUUAUGGUUACUGCAAAGUAGAUUCUUUACUUUAUUGAAAAAAACACUUUUCUGUUCUGAUUGACUUCAUAUGAAAUUAAAUUAAUUUUUUGGAGUAUUUCCAAUCAUUUCAUGGCAUAAAAACUUUUUUUUUCUUAAAGUCAGAUAAUAGCCUGGUAAUUAGUACAAAGUAAUUAACAGGGGCAUUAUUUUAAAACAUAUACUACAUGCAUUUAUUAUUAUUUUGUUAGUAUAGUGAUGGUUGUUCACAUUUCUCAGUAGCAAAAUAACAGAAGUGGUAACCAUCAAAAAUGAAAAGAAAAUCCUUGAUCUCAGCAUGAUACAAAAAGUUUUAUUUCUUAGCUAUUGGAUUUAGCUACAAGAAUGAUUUCAUAGUUUUUUUUUCAGAUUCUAUGGAAAAUGUGUUUAACACUUAAUAAUAAUAUACUUUAUACAAAAUUAAUGAAUUUUUAUUUUAUCUAACACUUAUCAUGAAGUUAUGUACAUUUAUGUAAUUGGAUUUUUUAAUAAAAAUCAAAGCAA
Messenger RNA from Penaeus chinensis, 3655 nucleotides. RefSeq names its product negative elongation factor D-like (gene TH1). The record is from RefSeq and is a predicted model, not a curated record. Bases 66 to 1796 code for a protein of 576 amino acids. Gene Ontology annotation, biological process: negative regulation of transcription elongation by RNA polymerase II. Gene Ontology annotation, cellular component: nucleus; NELF complex. Gene Ontology annotation, molecular function: RNA binding. The transcript is spliced from 15 exons. Lineage: Eukaryota; Metazoa; Arthropoda; Malacostraca; Decapoda; Penaeidae.